AUGGCGUCACCAACCGGACUACUCUCGCUUCCUCCGGAGAUCAUCAGGGUCAUAUGCCGGGAGCUCAUUCUUUACCGACCUGGCUACGACGAAAACCACGGUCUAAAACAACUGUCCUUAUUUUCACGAACAUGCAAACAUGUCAAUCAAGCCGCGACGCCCCUACUUUAUUCUCGCUUCCUUGCCACCCCGUCAAUCCUGGUAACCAUGCGAUUUCUCUCCAGCCUCUGUCGACGUCCCGAACUUGGCGAAUUUGUGCAGCAACUGGGCUUCAAUUUUCCCUCUACUGAGAUUAAAGUCAUCGAGCACCUGGAUAUAUAUUCCGAAGCGGCAGCCAGGCUCGGCGUUCAUCUCGGAGAUUGGUCAAGUCAUAAUCCCUACGAGACACUGAUACACCUCAUCAUCGGCCACACUCCCAACGUGAGAAGUAUGCAGAUCUUUACGGAUCGAUUCAUUGAGCCGAUGGCGAACAUCCCCACUGUACUCGACCAACUGGCUGCUCAAGGUCCCAAACGGAUAUCGUUCCCGAGAUUGGAGAGGCUCCUUAUAAAACAUUGUUAUGUUACAGGCCUCCCGAUUGAGCAUUACGCAACACUUCUUGCACUUGCUCCCUGCCUGCGCCAUCUUUGGCUUGAGCCGAGUCCCCCCCUGCAUCAUCCGUGGACUCAGCCGAGUGGCCGUCUGUCUCUCGCCAGCGUGACGCGGCUCACUCUGAGGCUCGGUAGCCUGACAAAGAACCAAUUGGAGACGGUAGUUCACAGCUGUGGACCAUUGGAGCUAUUCCAGCACAGGCAAUCGAUGUAUAGCUUUGAGCGCAGACCGUCUGUGACGCCCGCAGAGAUGAUUCGGAUUCUGGAGCCGCACGCAGGCACACUCCGCGCUCUGUCACUCGACCUUGCGUGGAGAAACAGGGAUAACCCUGCUGCAUUCUACGCCGGCCCGCUGUGCAUGGAGGGCGAUCAAAUCCGAUCCCUGAAAGCCUUCUCGAGACUUGAAGACCUUGAACUGGACGGGAGCUGUUUUGUCUUUCCAGCAAAGGACGACUUCUAUUACCACGCAUACGUCUUCGCACAGAUGCUGCCCGAGACGAUACGUAGAUUUCGUAUCAUAGUCGCACCGCCAGGCACUGUAGAGAAUCUACGGACGUUAUUGAAGUCGAGAAGCCAGUUCCCGCGCCUGGCGCAAAUAUGCAUGGAGAACAGGAUGCUCUGCCCCGAGUUGGACCACAAUGUAUUUUUCAGGGAGCGGGAUUUGACAGAUCUGACCGUGAAGAUGAAACUUGCUGGAAUUCGAUUCGGGCAUGAUUGCCCCCUGAUUGUGGAUUCUCCAAGCCCAGAUUUUGAGUUCACUACAUAUGCGAUAUGGCCGAAUCAAAAUCCCAGUUCACCAAAAGAAACGGUGCCUCUUCCUCAGUUUGGGCAACGCCUUCCUGGCCAGUCCGAUGGUGAUGCGUUUGAUCUUGACGGGCUCUGGGGCUGGUGA
Messenger RNA from Trichoderma citrinoviride, 1482 nucleotides. RefSeq lists its product as hypothetical. The record is from RefSeq and is a predicted model, not a curated record. NCBI's taxonomy places the organism in Eukaryota, Fungi, Ascomycota, Sordariomycetes, Hypocreales, Hypocreaceae. The transcript has a single exon. Bases 1 to 1482 code for a protein of 493 amino acids.